UCCAGCGGAGGAAGUGAGCAAUGCCAAGCUAGAGAGAGGGCCAUCGGUGGAGGAGGCCAAGAUCAUGGCCAGGAACCGCGGCCAGGUGGAGGCAUUCAGCGCGCCAUACAGGACGAAGCGAUGGGUGCUGACGCGGGGCAAGGGCGCGGCGAUCGGGGACCUGAUGAUCAUGUACGGCGGGCUGCUGGACAGAGGAUUCGGCAGCGGACAGAUCAUCGCGGCAUCGGGCGCGGUGGUGAUCGCCAAGGUGAGGAAGGACGCCAAGAAGCUCAUGGGCGAGGAGGGCGUGCGGGAUCUCGACGUCCUGGAGCUGCUACGCGCAAUGGAGCUGCUCGAGGCGGAGCUAAAGCUGGUCAAGGCCGCGAACAAGGGCGAGGCGCUGUUCCAGCGGCUGGAGGAGGCCAAGAAGCACUGCAAGGUCGCCUUCGCCAUCGCCAACCGGAUCUAAGAUCUUUGCCUUUUCUAGGGAAGCGGAGGACGCAAUGGCGCAGAAUGGAGGAGGCGCGCCUGCGAAAGCGGCGGCAGCAACGUAAAUCCCGCUGGCUUCUGAUUGAUCGCGCAGCAACCAUGAAAUUGGGAUCGCCCCCCGCCUUCCUCCUCAACGCCGCCGCUGUCUACGGCACCGCCGCCGGCUACUGCCUCUCGGCGUCGCUCCUCUCCAUCAUCAACAAGUGGGCGGUGAUGCGCUUCCCCUUCCCGGGCUCGCUCACCGCGCUCCAGUACGCCACCAGCGCGCUUGCCGUCUUCCUCCUCGGCCCCGGCGGCGCGGGACUGCUCGACCACGACCCCCUCCGCGCCGCCACGCUUCUCCGCUUCAUCCCCGCCGCGCUCUGCUACUACAUGUCCCUCUUCACCAACAGCGAGCUCCUCCUCCACGCCAACGUUGACACAUUCAUUGUGUUUCGCUCCGCCGUGCCGCUGCUGGUGGCCGUGGGCGACACGGUCUUCCUCCGCCAGCCCUGGCCGCUCCCAAGAACCUGGGCGGCGCUGGCGCUCAUCCUGGGCGGCGCCGCCGCGUACGUGACCACGGACUCCCACUUCGAGCUCCACGCGUACGGAUGGGCCAUGGCCUAUUUGGCCAGCAUGGCCGUCGACUUUGUGUAUAUCAAGCAUGUGGUCAUGACCGUGGGGCUGGGUACGUGGGGCCUCGUGCUCUACAAUAAUUUUGAGGCCCUGCUGCUAUACCCGGUGGAGCUGCUAGUCACUGGCGAGGGGAGCGCGGCAGUGGCGUCGUUUCGUGGUGGGGCGGUGGUGGCGGGCGUGGCGGCGGUGGAGUGGCGCUCCUUGGGCACCUGGCUGCCCGUGGUGCUGUCGUGCGCGUUUGGGCUGUCGAUUUCGUUCUUUGGGUUUGCCUGCCGGAAGAAUAUCUCCGCGACGAGCUUCACGGUGCUCGGGGUGGUGAACAAGCUGCUCACGGUGGCGAUAAAUCUGGUGGUGUGGGACAGGCACGCGUCGCUGGCGGGGACGAUCGCGCUGCUCACCUGCAUUGGCGGGGGGAUCGCGUACCAGCAGUCGCUGGAGAAGCGCCCGGCACCGCUGGACGAUCAGGAUCCAGAGGAGGAGGAGACUGACACGGAUCAAGAGGAGAAGAAACCGUUGAAUCAAAAUUCUUUGGAUGUAGAGCUAGGAGAGACAAGGAGCACGAUUGAUCAGAGUGACAAAUGAUCGACUCGAGAUAACGAACAUUUUUUUAAAAUAAUCGCUCCCGCCUAUUUGCUUUA
Selaginella moellendorffii is the source of this 1721-nucleotide messenger RNA. Its product is annotated as GDP-mannose transporter GONST3. The transcript is spliced from 3 exons. Bases 121 to 1665 code for a protein of 514 amino acids. Gene Ontology annotation, molecular function: GDP-fucose transmembrane transporter activity; antiporter activity. Lineage: Eukaryota; Viridiplantae; Streptophyta; Lycopodiopsida; Selaginellales; Selaginellaceae. The record is from RefSeq and is a predicted model, not a curated record. Gene Ontology annotation, cellular component: Golgi apparatus.